This is a messenger RNA of Apiotrichum porosum, 1182 nucleotides long. RefSeq lists its product as uncharacterized. The coding region runs from base 1 to 1182 and encodes 393 amino acids. Lineage: Eukaryota; Fungi; Basidiomycota; Tremellomycetes; Trichosporonales; Trichosporonaceae. The transcript is spliced from 3 exons. The record is from RefSeq and is a predicted model, not a curated record.
AUGCCCUCCAGUGGGGACGAUGACAACCGCCCCCGUCGCCCGGGCAAGAAGAGCAAGAAGAAGCCCAAGACCAGGACCAAGACCAAGACCAAGACCAAAGGCGACGUUUCCCACUCGCCUGUUUCCAAUAUUGACCCUGGCGCGGCUGCCAGCGGCAAUGAAAGUAAAAACAACGGUGGAGAAAUCAAUCCCAACGCCAAGUCCGAGUCCUCCCACGAUCUGCCAGCGCAUCCGGCCAACGUCAUUGACUAUCAAGGCUUCCCCCACAUCAUUGAUCUGAUCCUCCAAAACCCCCAGACUUGGCCCGUGAUGCGACGCACCUGCAAGGCCCUGCGCGACCGUCUUCUCUACCGUCAUGUGGUCGUCACCCUGGUGCCGGUGCGUCUCCGCGGCUACUACGACAACCAGGUCGCAGUCAAAAAUGUACCUCGCACCAUUACUGUCACCGACCAGGCCACUGGUUUCCAAAUCCUCCCUUUUCAUCCUGAGUUUGGAGAGGACAGGAUCGAAGUAAUUCGACUGUUCUACGAUAAGGAAUCCUUUACCCAUCGCGUACAGACCACCGAGGACGAGCACAACUUGCCCGUGGGCGUGGUCUUCCCUUUCAACUUGCACAGCUCGUGGUUCAGAGGUCACAUUAACUGUGACAUUAUGUCAACGCCAGUCUGUUGCGCCAACACACUCGUCACCAACAUCUAUUACGCCGCUGAAAUCGGACCCAUUUUUGGGCCUGUCUGUCCGGGCCUGUUCCGCCACCAACAAGAUCUAGAAUUUGUGUGCGUCUUCCACUCGGCGGACGAGGCCCACAGGGUUGAUCUCGAUCACCCCUGCGAAAUACUCUUCAACCGGUCACCUGACGACUGGUGGGACCUCCUCGCCCAGCAAGUAUUCUUCCAGAUCCAUUAUGCGAUUUGGUACAGGGAAGACGACUACUCGACUCACAUCACCUUUGUCGACUUCCCUCCGAGUGAUGACAGCAGUGACACACCUUCGCGUGUCGACUUUUUCAAACUCGUCACAGACCACGUUACCGGAUGGGACUACAAUUGCACCGAUACCACCGACGACGAAGAGACCGAUGAAGUUGUUGACGUUCUCAAGAAAGCGACGUUUCUUACCAUGAGCGAGUACCAGGACAAGGUCGGCCUGGAUAUGUUCAGGCUUCAGACAAUCCCCUGGUAG